Molecule: messenger RNA, 2324 nt
Organism: Amborella trichopoda
Lineage: Eukaryota; Viridiplantae; Streptophyta; Magnoliopsida; Amborellales; Amborellaceae
Source: RefSeq, a predicted model, not a curated record
CCCAAGUUCGAGCCCUAAAACCUCUCCCGCCAUUACUGCAAGUGCUCUUGAUCUGGCGGAUUGCUGAAAACCCUAAAAAUUGGUUGAAAUCGACCAAUUUUACAGUGAUAUCUGUAUGUUCAGAUUAGCUUCAAUGGCUUCCCCUAAUCAAAUCCAUGGAAUAAUGCUUGGGGUUUUUUUUUCCUCACGACUCUGAUACACCUGAAGCUGGCCAUUUUUAGGAGAUUCCAACGGCAAUAUUCAUGUGCUCUGUAUUGGAAAUCUCUGAAAAUUCAUAUGAAGAAGACGGUGUUUUGAUCUCAGAACACGAGGGACGAGUAUCAGAGAGGCAACGGUGACCAGAAUUCAUAGGUGAAAAGCAUCAUGGAUCGAAUUCAGGAAGAUCCUGCAAAUACCUUACGAAAUUGAAAAGGUAAGGCUCCACAAAGUUGCAGUGAUAUUGAUUUUGGUAAAAUUUCACCAGUGAAGCUUGCUCUUGCUAGGGAGGUCUUGAGAACAAUCUACAUGGAUUUCUCGGAUGAAUUGAAUGACUUGGAUUCCGCUAAUGAAGAACAACUUGAAAACUUAGCAAGAAAUGCCAUUUCCAAGCUAAAGCAUGAUGUAAUUUCAAGUUUUUCUGGAGGUCUUACUCAUAAAAUUGUUGACAAGAGCUCAAAUCUAAGUGACAGAGUUGGAGAGCCUGCACCAUGUGAAUUGAUUAAAUAUUUGAAUCGUAAAGAUGUUCCUAGUGGAUCAAUGUCAAAAACUAGUCAUGGACAACCAAAAGUUCGUGGGGUAAGGUUUAAUACUGAAAGUGAGGUUAGGGCUACUGCUGAGAAAGACAUACCUGGUAAUGUCAAAGAAAUGGCCAGUAAAUCAUCAAUGACACAUGUUCAAUUGAAACCUGCAAAAUUGGUUUCGGGGCUCGAGAUGCAUUUUCCUGGUGAUGGAGAGUUUCUUCUUUCUAUGCUCACAUCUGGGGGUCUACGAAGUGAAUGUGUUCACACCAAGGGUUCAUCCUUAGCAUCUAGUUGCGGGACUAUGUCUGGUACGGAUGCCACUCUAGAUAUGAAUUUGUUGGAUACCCAUUUGGAUUUAGGGUAUUCACAGUCCAGAUCCGAAGGUUUUUCUGGUAAGUAUAUUGCAAAAGAUCAACAUGAAAAGCUUAGGCCUCGCAUUCGAAAGCCACCCAUAUCAAGACCUAAAAAAGGUGCUCACAUAGAUUGUUGCGAAAAGCCUAGCCAUGGAAAUUUAAGGUUUUCCCAUUCCAUACCUCAACUUUCAUCUGGUGAAGGUGCUAACAAUGAUAUAUCUUCAGUUCCUAGUUGUGGAAACCCAAGUUCCUCCCAGAAUAGAUCCAAAAGUUCCCGCAGCAACUGUUCUAUAGAAAAUGUAUCCACAUCGCUUAGUCCUGGUGAGCAAGAGCUUGUUGACACCAGGUCUAAAGUUGGUUCUAGUAAUGCUGCACAUAUUUGUGAAGAUGUGCCAUCGAACACCAAAAGAAAGCUUCCACUGUGGUUUAAAGGGGGAUUAGAGGCAACAAGUUGGGGCAGAUGCUUAAAGAGAUACAGAGGCAAUGAGUUUUCCCCACAAGAUAGUCCUAGGGAUAUAGGGGUUUCUGAUACCAUGAACAAAAAGAAAGAUGACCUGAGUAAUGGUAUAGAGGAUGAUAAAGGUGUCUUCCAAAAGGAAGAUUUUCCAAGGAAUGUCAAAGAUGUCGCAUCAAGAGCCAAAGGAAAGUCACCACAAGUGCCUUCAGAGUUUCCUAAGAAAGUGGUUGGUACUAAUGGUGAUAAGGUUUCCUCUCAAAAAUUUAUGGACUUUUUUAUGAAUGAGGGAUCUGUGCAACCUGAUACUAGUCUUGGAGGUGCCGAUAUCUUGGAGGUGGCAAUGAAAGCUGGUCUUACUUUCCCAGUUCCAGCAUGGAGGAGGAAGUCAAAGGAGCAAUAAUUAAUUGCUGAUGCCUUCAGAUAGAUAAAAGGGACGAGCUUAAAAAGGGAGGGAUCACCUAGUUAUUAUGAAGAGGGUGGGCUCAUAAGAUUUUUUUAAUCAGAGAUAGGGUAGGCAAAAACACAUGCGAAAGAUUUCCCUAAAUUACCAGUCACUCUUUUAAUAGAUUUUUCACCUAUGGCGGAUUUCUUGAUUUUGGGGAAAUCUCGUGUAAUCUCUUGAUUUUUUUGGGGAAAUCUCGUGUAAUCUCUUUCCAUUUCCUUAUCUCUUGAUUUUUUGGGGGAAAUUUCAUGUAAUCUCUUUCCAUUUCCUUACGAUUACGUGUAGCCAAACAGUGGAAAUGCCAUAGUACCCAAACAACAUUUUCAUUUUGGAACCUACAUAAUUUUAUGUAC